Messenger RNA from Bombus terrestris (buff-tailed bumblebee), 649 nucleotides. Its product is annotated as odorant receptor 13a-like. The transcript has 3 exons. Gene Ontology annotation, cellular component: plasma membrane. Gene Ontology annotation, molecular function: odorant binding; olfactory receptor activity. The coding region runs from base 1 to 639 and encodes 212 amino acids. Gene Ontology annotation, biological process: sensory perception of smell; detection of chemical stimulus involved in sensory perception of smell. Lineage: Eukaryota; Metazoa; Arthropoda; Insecta; Hymenoptera; Apidae. The record is from RefSeq and is a predicted model, not a curated record.
AUGAGUAUCCGUUCACUCGUCUCUUUUGCUUUUCACCCUCGAAUGCUAUCCUUUCUUUUUCCCCGCUUGCAGAGUAAUACACAAAGCGUGUCAGAAGCUGAUCUAGGAGCACUUCAUCCAGCUACGUCCCCUUACGACAUCAGCAAGAGUCAAAAUUUUGAGAUCGCAUGGCCGGGACAAUUCAUGAGCUCUGUGUUAACCGCGAUAUGCUAUUCUUGUUUCGACACGUUCCUUGCGGUUCUCGUGUUAUACUUGUGCGGUCAAUUAACUGUUCUUAGGAUGGCUCUCGAGGAUCCGACAUACGCGACGAAAAAGAAUAAUUACGCAAAGUUCUAUGAACGACUGAGAUUCACUGUGAACCAGGACAAUCAGUUGUCUAGGUUUGCCGCGAUCCUGGAAGAUCGUUUCAACUUCACGAUACUUAUUCGGGUUAUAAUCUGCACGUCGUUGUAUUGUCUAACUGGAUGCCGUAUGAUAACCUCCGUAAAUCAGGUGCAAGCGGACCUGCCAAUAGUUGGAAUGAUAUUUCUCAUCAUACACGUAAUUUAUACUGUGCUGCUUCUUCUCACUUAUGACCAUGUGGGUGAAAUGCUUCGUGGACAAGUGAGUUAUUUAUAUAUAAAUAGAAAAUUUGUCUAAAGGUUAAAAU